AGUCAUUUUCCAGUGAACUAUUACUGUCCUCUCAAGCUCUUCCGUGUUCAGUCAAGAGGACUUGUCACGCCACUUCUUACGCAACAGCCAUAAAGAAGGAGAUCAAACGUUGUUUGUUUUCUUGGUAAAUUGCCUUUACAUUUCUUACAGGCUACAUUUGAAUCUGUCAGUGGGGAAUCAUCACAUCAAUGGGGUUAAAGAAGAUAAAGACUGAGUUUCUUCACUGUGAGAGGGAAAAAGAAGGAUUUUGGCCGGGAUGCGUGACGAAUCUCUCUGAAAGUCAGUGGGACCUGGACAUCAGAGAAGACAGAUAGCUCAAAGAAGAAAUGUUGGAUGAAGAUAUCUCAUUAUAUAGAUGCUGUCGAAUUCCUCGGCCAAAUCAAAAAGAUUGUGUCGGAAAAUCGCGACAACAAGAUACCUCUUGCAAAGCCGAAAAGUUCCAAGUUGAGAAUCGGGGGUCUGGAGGACACUGUUCACGCUGGAGAUGGUGAACAGUUAGAAGUUUGGAAAGACUGCUACCUUCCAAAGAGAAUGGAGAUGGUGGUCAUUGGUGCCCUGGAUGACUUCCGCUGUUCGGCAGCAGGAUGGCAGCUGGUCCUCCUGUUAUGUGAAGAUGGCAAUGUCUACGCCUACGAGUUUGAAGUUCUACACCUUGUUGCCAGAAGCUUGGAGGAUCUCUUUAAAUCUGGAGCAGAGUUCCCAGGACUGGAGAAACACAGAUUUGGAGAAUGCUUUGAGGAAUUGACUGAGGAAGAGAUGAAGAAAGAGAUGCAAUGUGUUGAAAUAAAGAAAAUCAAUGACGAGCAUAUUCAGUUCCGAAGAAGUUUGGAGAUUGAGAUACUGAGGAAUCUCAAAGCAAUCAGUCAAUCUGAGCCAACCUUUCAACCCAACAAAGUGGUGAGCCAAGUCGGACCGAAUAUUCAAGGCCUUCAAAGGAAGGACAACAAAGGAAGCAGGACAACUUCAAUGGCUCAGACACAAGAGGAUUACAAUCCUCACAAGAGGAUUACAAAAAGAAAUCCAGCCCCGUCGCGGACCAGGAUGCCUUGCUCCAAGACAUACUAAAUAACGUCUUUGCUCGCUUUGAGGACAAUACAGUGCCACUGACAUGGCCCGCUACCAAAACCUGGGACUCUUCUUCACUGCAGCCGACAUGAGUAAAACAUUUAAAAGUGUUAACCCUCGCAAGGCUGCAGGCCCAGACGGCAUCCCCAGCCGCGUCCUCAGAGGAUGCGCAGACCAGCUGGCUGGUGUGUUUACGGACAUAUUCAAUCAAUACUUAUCCCAGUCUGCUGUCCCCAUAUGCUUCAAGAGGGCCACCAUUGUUUCUGUUCCCAAAAAAGUUAAGGUAACUGAGCUACUGAAGUGCUUUGAGAGACUAGUCAAGGACCAUAUCACCUCCACCCUACCUGACACCCUAGACCCACUCCAAUUUGCUUACCGCCCGAAUAGGUUCACAGACGACGCAAUCGCAACCACACUGCACAUUGCCCUAACCCAUCUGGACAAGAGGAAUACCUAUGUCAGAAUGCUGUUCAUCGACUACAGCUCAGCAUUUAACACCAUAGUACCCUCCAAACUCGUCAUCGACCUUGGGUCUCGACCCCGCCCUGUGCAACUGGUUACUGGACUUCCUGAUGGGCCGCUCCCAGGUGGUGAGAGUAGUGUCAUGAUGUUGCCCUCUUUGAGUACAGCGAGCACCAUCCCCCGCGCUCUGCUUCUACAACCAGACUGCUGUGGGCAGAGUGAGGUCGUAAAUUCCCAAGGAAUUUCCCCGUAAAUUCCCUGCCUCAUCGACACACAGUUAUAGAGAGUAGUUUUCAUGGAGACAAAGGAAAUCCUUCCACCUCACAGAACGUGAGGUACGAACAAAUUUCAUGUUCCAGAUAAAGUGUAAAAGAUUGGUGAAGAAUCCAGCUACGAACUGGUGCGUUUGUCACAACAGCUCAAGAGAGACGGUGUGGCCACAUUACCAUAACGCUGUUUAUAUAAUAGCCUCAGAUAUCAAAUCAAAUCAAAUUUAUUUAUAUAGCCCUUCGUACAUCAGCUGAUAUCUCAAAGUGCUGUACAGAAACCCAGCCUAAAACCCCAAACAGCAAGCAAUGCAGGUGUAGAAGCACGGUGGUUAGGAAAAACUCCCAAGAAAGGCCAAAACCUAGGAAGAAACCUAGAGAGGAACCAGGCUAUGUGGGGUGGCCAGUCCUCUUCCGGCUUGCCGGGUGGAGAUUAUAACAGAACAUGGCCAAGAUGUUCAAAUGUUCAUAAAUGACCAGCAUGGUCGAAUAAUAAUAAGGCAGAACAGUUGAAACUGGAGCAGCAGCACGGCCAGGUGGACUGGGGACAGCAAGGAGUCAUCAUGUCAGGUAGUCCUGGGGCAUGGUCCUAGGGCUCAGGUCCUCCGAGAGAGAGAAAGAGAGAGAGAAGGAGAGAAUUAGAGAAUGCACACUUAGAUUCACACAGGACACCAAAUUGGACAGGAGAAGUACUCCAGAUAUAACAAACUGACCCCAGCCCCCCGACACAUAAACUACUGCAGCAUAAAUACUGGAGGCUGAGACAGGAGGGGUCAGGAGACACUGUGGCCCCAUCCGAGGACACCCCCGGGCAGGGCCAAACAGGAAGGAUAUAACCUCACCCACUUUGCCAAAGCACAGAUAUGAGGUUUACUACAUCUAAUUGUUGUAUAAGAUGAAUAAGUGAAGAAGAUACUGUUUGAAUAAUGGUGUCAUAUGAUUGUGGACUGUUUAAACCUGUUAACGGGAGUGGUUCCCAUUUGGGAACGAACCCUCCUACGUUCACCUGGAACGUGGUGCAUGGAACGCAAAAAUAUUCUUAGAAAUAUUUAACCUCCACAUAUUAACAAGUCCAAUAGCUCAAAUGAAAGAUAAACACCUUGUUCAUCUAGCCAGCGAGUCAGAUUUCUAAAAUGUUUUACGGCGAAAACAUAGCACAUAUUUAUGUCAAACCACCACCAAAGACACAGCUCAUUUGAAUAGCCAAAAAAUGCAAUCAACAAACGCAGGUUUAAAAGAAAAAUAAUUCACUAACCUUUUGAAAAUCUUCAUCAGAUUACAUUUACAUUACAUUUAA
Oncorhynchus keta (chum salmon) is the source of this 3090-nucleotide messenger RNA. RefSeq lists its product as uncharacterized. The record is from RefSeq and is a predicted model, not a curated record. The transcript has 7 exons. The coding region runs from base 334 to 1065 and encodes 243 amino acids. NCBI's taxonomy places the organism in Eukaryota, Metazoa, Chordata, Actinopteri, Salmoniformes, Salmonidae.